GUGGGAGAGUGUUAGAGACACUGGUAACAUUACAGACCCGUGCCCGGACACCUUCUAUACCAUUAUCUGGGGUAUUGUGUUGGAGUAUUGUUUCUAAUCUUAGUAACAUUAUCUAUUGUUUUGAUAUAUAUUUUUAAAGUGUUUUCAUAUAUAUCUAAUCAUGGGAUUCGUUCGGAGAAAGAAGGAGAAAAAAGAUCCCAAUAGGCCUAUAUACGGCUUACUGAUCCGAAACUUUUCCUCGUCCGAGGGAAGUGACGAAAGUGCAGACGAGGACGUACAGAAGGAUACGCCUAAGGAAGAUCAAUGUAUCAAAGAUGAGGAUAAUUCUCUAAAAGAUGAAGACCAAAGUCAAGAUCAGUCUAAAGAGGUUGUAGUUCACAGUCAAUCUCACAGAGGUCAUGGUCACAGUCACUCUCACAAAGGUCAUGGCCACAGUCAUGGUGACGGAGAAGGGUGCCCAAUCCACGAUCACGACUUUGAUUAUUUCAAGAAAAAGGUGGAAGAAGAUAUACAAAAACAACGGAAUAAAAAGAAGAAAAGUUUCCUCAGUUGGAAGGAGCAAGUGAAGGAAAAUGAAAAACCUUGUAGUAAAGAAGAAUAUUCCAUCGCAAAGCAUUUGCGUUUCAACUGUCCAAGUAGAGAUGCCAAAUUUAUUCCUAUGGGAACUGUUGUCAAGACAUUUGUUGCAUCAGAUGCAAUUGACUUGCUGCUGAAAUCAAAAUGGGCCCAACCGAGCAAGAGUGAUAUUUUAUUGUCAGACAGGAAAUCUUGUGAGAGAUUCUGUGAAAGAUUGUUACAGAAGGGAUUGUUCCAUCGAGCGCUCAAAUUAGAAAGACGGAAAGAUAAAAUUCUUGACAAAAAGAAGAAAAAGAAGAAGGCAGAUGAAUUGGAAAUUGAGGAAGAUAAGGAUAAGAAGAUCACGAAAAAAGACAAAAAAAGUAAGAAAGACAAAGCAAUAGAAGAGAAAGAAACAGAGGAAAAAGAGGAAGAAAAAAGUGAUGACAAAAGCAAGCAAGAAGAAAAGAAGGAUGAGGAAAAGAAGAAAGAUGAUGAUAAGAAGAAGAAAGAAAGGAAAUUAAAAGUUGACAUGCACGACGAUCAGGUUUUCUUAGAUGGAAACGAUGUGUACGUGUGGAUCUACGAUCCUGUUCCAGCGAAGACCUUCGUUAUUGGUCUGUUAAUGGUGGUGGGAGCCGCAGCUCUGUGUGUAUUCCCUCUGUGGCCAGACGAGUUGCGGGUCGGUGUGUACUACUGCAGUUUAGCCGGGGCCAGUUUUGUUGGAUUUAUCUUAUUCCUCGUAUUAGUUCGGUUCCUACUUUUUUGUGUCAUCUGGAUUGUGACUGUUGGAAAAAUUCAUUUUUGGUUUUUACCAAAUCUGACAGAAGAUGUUGGAUUUUUCGAUUCUUUCAAACCUUUGUAUAAGUGUGACAUGUACAGCGGGAAAGAGGAGGAAGAUGAUGAUGCAAAGAAGAAAAAGAAGGAUAAAAAACAGAAAAAGGAAAAAGAAGUCCAGGAAAAACAGGAAGCACAGGAGCAAGGAUUUGAGCUAGUGCAAAAGGAGGAUGUAGAGGAAAAUGUAGAUGAAAGUGAAAAGAAAAUAUCAGAGGAUGAGAAAGAGGUUGAUGAAGAUGAAGAAGAGGAAAUUGAUGAAGAAGAUGUUGAUGAACAUGAAUAUGAAAGUAAAAAAGAAAAAUGAUACUUUACUUUAAUUUACAAACAAGAUAUUUUAAAAGUUUGUCAAAACAUUUUAGUUUACAGUUAAUUAUUAUGGUACAAUGUGCUGUUAUCUGCCUGCCAGUCAGGCGUCUAGUCCUCAGAUAAACCCGUACCGACAUCCGAUCAGCAAACACUAAAUAGUAUUCUAGUUUUUUCACAUAUCAUGUUUUUGCUUUUGUGUAAAUUUGAAUAUUUGCAGGUGUUGUAUGAAUAUACAAUUUCAAAUGUAUCAUUAUCACCCAAUAUCUUUUAUUUCAUCCUUUUUUUGGCAAAUUUUGUGAAAUCUAUGACUAUUUUUUUUUUAUCUUUAGAAAAUUAUACAGAAUUAUCUCCCUUGUAUUGCUGAAAUUCUCAUGGAGGAUAUUUCAUCAUGUUUUUAUCUCCAGUGCUUCUGUCAUUUUUGGAGAGAAACAAAACAAGUCAUUUAUGAUAACAGUCAUGUGUAUGGGAACAUUUACGUGUAUCCCAAAUGAAAUAAUAUCAGGAUUUUACAAUCCAGGCAGAGGCAUUAUGUAAAAAUAAAAUGGUGGAUGGUUCAUGUGAACGAUGAUUUUGAUAUGUUGAUGAGCUUGAUAAUUAAUGAUAAACAUGGGCUCUCCGAAAAUAAAGCCAGUGCUAAGUUGAGCUUGUUAAGUUGUAGAUGAUAUUGGGAGUUAUUCAGAUCUGAUGCUAGACGUUCUCCAGGAUUGUACGAUAACUUUUACCAAAAGUUCGGAGGAGGUAUUUUUUUUUAGCAGUUAAUACAAGACAUCAGGAAAAAACAUUGAUACUUUGAUCAAUUUUUCUUCCCAUAGCUUCUCUGGGAACGAAUAACUUUUUGUGUUAUCAUAUUUUAUUCUUGAUUAAAUCUUGAUGAAUUUGGUAAGAUGCUCUCUUUUCAGAAAUUGACAAAAUCAAAUCGAAAUAAAAUGUAGUGUGAUAAAGAAAAUGUAUCAUAUCAUUGAACAGGAUACCUAAAAGCAGAAGUUUGUAUCUCCACAGAAUUGUUGAACAUUCUAGCAACAAUGACAUUUCUUGGAUUUUGUCACACCUGUCUUCUGACUUGUCAAUUUUAUCCUGUAUAAAUACGUGCAGUCCGUGGAAUUGUUUAUUACAAGUAAGGAUAUAUCUGAAGUAUACUAGUACAUAUAACGUCCCAGAUGUUGUAAUGAGGACAAUAAAUAUAUGGCAAAAUAUUCACAAUAUGCCAAACAUUUCUAUUCCUUAUCAGCUAAUGCCUUGGGAAAAAUUAGUUUGAAUCUUCGAUAUUUUAUAUGUUUUCGUUAAUUGUGGCUUUGAUUUGUUGGACCAAAAAGGUUGUUUGUUUUUAAAUAAAGGUCAAUGGACCAUGUGAUCUUAUUCAUUUCCUGGAAAGCCUCGACCAAGACUAUCGGUGCCUGCCCCAUGUCAUCAGGAUUUGAUUCGGUUGCAAUUCAUAAUUAACUAUAUGACCUACUCUUAUUUCUUUCUCAAAAAUCCUUCAAAUUGGCAAUACAGUAAUGAAAUGGGUGUUCCUUAAUCAGGAAGUUAAAUGUUGAUGGCACUGUUUUUUAUCAGAAACCAGAAUUUGAAAACUCAAGAGUUUUGAAAAGUGUAACUCAAAUGGUAGAUGUUGUCAAAUGAUUCAACGUGUUUUAUGGUGGCAGAUAUUUGUGUUUUUUGUUUCUUGGUUUGGAACCAUUAGAGAGAAGUCAUGAGGAUGCAGAUGGACUGAUGUGCCAGGUUGUGUUCAUUUAAACUAGAAAGUUUUCAUUGAUAAAGUUACUGAAUUAUCAUAGCUAUAUAGUUGUUGAUGUAAAUCUGUUAUAAUAAUUGUUUGUUAAAAGUUUUUGUGGCAUGAAAUUACUGAUGUUCAGAAGAAUUUCUAGUUUCUUUGUUGUUGAAUUUUUCGGGUUUCUCUGGUUCAAUAGAUAUCAUGCAUUGCAAUUGUCAUCAUAGGAAAUCUAAGAUGCAUUGUGUUCAAGUAAAUAAUUAAGGUUUUAUGAUACAGCACAGCCAACUGCCAACUGUUAAGAAAAAGUUAAAAGUUUUAAAAUAUCCUGAACAAUUUUAAAUGAAUAUUCUCUCUGUGUAUUAUAUACAACUAUGGGCUUUACUUAAGCUUCUGUUGAAAUAGCAUUUAGGGGCUUUAAAACAUGUAAAAUGACAUUUAGGGGGUUUAAUACAUGUAAAGGUUUAAAACAUGUAAAAUGAUGUUUAGGGGGUUAAAAACAUGUAAAAUGACGUUUAGGGGGUUUAAAACAUGUAAAUGACAUUUAGGGGGUUUAAAACAUGUAAAAUGACAUUUAGGGGGUUUAAAACGUGUCAAAUGACAUAUAGGGGGUUUAAAACAUGUAAAAUGACAUUUAGGGGGUUUAAAACAUGUAAAAUGAUGUUUAGGGGGUUAAAAACAUGUAAAAUGACGUUUAGGGGGUUUAAAACAUGUAAAAUGACAUUUAGGGGGUUUAAAACAUGUAAAUGACAUUUAGGGGGUUUAAAACAUGUAAAAUGACAUUUAGGGGGUUUAAUACAUGUAAAGGUUUAAAACAUGUAAAAUGACAUUUAAGGGGUUUAAAACAUGUAAAAUGACAUUUAGAGGGUUUAAAACGUGUCAAAUGACAUUUAGGGGGUUUAAAACGUGUCAAAUGACAUUUAGGGGGUUUAAUACAUGUAAAAUGACCACAAGGAGCAUUGCCAUAUUAUAUCAUUGUUUCAGUGCUGGCUCAUGUAUAUUGUCAUGUUGUCUUGUCACUGAAAAAUAAAUAUUUACGAAAUUGUAAUAUGUUAAGGAUUUGAAUAAAGAGUCUGUUAUAGAAGAUCA
Messenger RNA from Pecten maximus, 4495 nucleotides. RefSeq names its product translocation protein SEC62-like. The record is from RefSeq and is a predicted model, not a curated record. NCBI's taxonomy places the organism in Eukaryota, Metazoa, Mollusca, Bivalvia, Pectinida, Pectinidae. Bases 161 to 1696 code for a protein of 511 amino acids. Gene Ontology annotation, biological process: post-translational protein targeting to membrane, translocation. The transcript has 10 exons. Gene Ontology annotation, cellular component: endoplasmic reticulum; endoplasmic reticulum membrane.